AUGCUGACUACUAGAUUUAUGUCUUUACUAGAAAAAAGAAUCCUUCUCGGGCAUAUUCUAAAAGUCUCAUUAUGGUCUUCUAGUGUAAUGAGAUUCUCUACAACAAAUCCUCCACCAACUCAAAGCAGCAAAGAUCAACUUAAUAUGAAAUGAAUCAAUAAGAAAAACCAAAAAAAUCUUGCACUACAAUCGCAUCCUUUAGAAAUUUAUGUAGGAAAUUUAUCAUUUGAUGCCAAAGACCAAGAUAUCAUUGAUUUUUUCAGCAAAUGCGGAAAUCCACAGAUAAAGGAAACACUACUUAAUAAGCUUGGCAAAAAGAAAUCUUUUGUUUUCAUAAAAUUUGAUAAUGAAAAAGAAGUUAAUGAAGCUCUCGCUCUUCAUGGGACUAUAUUUAUGGGAAGAAAGCUGAGAAUCAACAGAGCUGAUGAUGCAGCAAAGAUAGAAGAAAAAAGAGAAGAAAUUAUUAAUAAAAACAAACAAAAGCAAACAAAUGUAAUUUUUGUUUGGAAUUUGCCUGAGAAAGCUAAUGAAGAUGAUAUUAUGGAUGUUUUUACAGCUGUAGGUGCUGUUGAUCAAGUAAAGAUACAAGGGAGUCCAGGAAAGCAAGAUAAGCGCUUUGCAUUUGUCGAAUUUUUAAACAAUGAUUAGAUUAGAUUAGAUUAAGUUAGAAUCGGUCUUCGGGAUUUUUUCAGCACCUCUCCACUCUUUAUCGACUUCGGGCUCUUCGUCCUUGACAUUGGGUGGCAUUUAGACCUUUUCUCUCGACACCGCAAUCUCUCGGGGAGACGCAUCCAAGUACUUUCUUGGACAGCACUUAGAGGUCGGCAUAAUCUAUUCUGGGAUGGGAGAUAGGAUACGACCAUGAAUCUUUCUUCUGGCUCCCAUUACCCUUCGCAUCCAGAAACGUGGAGUUGUUUAAAGAUUCUGGUUUCCUUGUCUAUGGUGUGGGGUAAGAAACCCUGUUGUGAUGGAUAAAAAACCGCCGGGAACAAGCUUUAGGCCCCAGCCCCUCUUAAACCAAACCUAAGAGAAUUUGAAAUAAGACGGGUCGGAUAAGUUGCUAUUUUGUUUGUGUUUUUUAACAACGAAGAUGCAGAAAAAGCCCUUGCUUAUAAUGAUUUUAAACUCAAUGGCCAAAAGCUCAAAGUUGAUCUGGCAUUUUCUAAAAAUCCUUUUUAA
This is a messenger RNA of Blepharisma stoltei, 1179 nucleotides long. The record is from the annotation of a GenBank genome assembly. NCBI's taxonomy places the organism in Eukaryota, Ciliophora, Heterotrichea, Heterotrichida, Blepharismidae.